GGUAGCCGCACCGACACUUCUGCGCGAGUUUCUGCACUUUGCACUGAGACGGGGCAACCAGCGAUGAAACACAGCGCUUCAUGAAGGACCUGGCCGAGUGAGCUCGAGCUCCUGACACACGCAGAGACUCGCACAUUGACCAAUACACGAGUUGCAUUGUGGUGUGGUCUGGUGUGGUGUGGUGGUAUCUGUGGUGGCAGGUUGGAGUUAGGCGUGUACCGCGAAGUCUUGCAGAGCCACAAGGUGGGUGAGUGAGGUGCUCCAAGUGCAACCCAUUAUAGCCAAAGGCGAGUGGAUGUGUCUCAGGCGGGUGACGAGUACCACAACUGUCUGUCCUUCUCUGAGGAGGCGAGGGAGAAACUCGAUGCGCUGCAGGAGAACAUCUACGGUGUCGGCCAGACCGCCACGGCCGCACAAGUGCAGCUGGCAGCCAAGGACAACACUAUAUGUGAGUAACCCACUGUCUGGCGUGCAUGUGAUGUCCGGUGCUGUUUGUGUAUAUUCAGCGGCCCUUGGGCAGGAGGCGAACAAAGGAGGUGACAAGCGGGUGCUCGUAAGGAGGGCGCAGCCACCCGCCCUUCAUCAGCAAGAGCAGAUGGGAGACCCUGCCUUGAUUUUUUAUGCGAGCUCCUGCCGAGACAUGGAUGGACUGCAAUGGAUGACUUGAAUAAGUAAAUGGAUGGCGUUGACAGCUUGGCCUUCUGUGUGCAUGGAUGCGGUGCAAUCACAGUGUGGAGUGGACG
Molecule: messenger RNA, 743 nt
Organism: Vitrella brassicaformis
Lineage: Eukaryota; Vitrellaceae
Source: the annotation of a GenBank genome assembly